UUUACAUUCGGUCUACUGUCUGAAUUCCGUGCUUGAAGGCAAGAACGUCUGUGUUGUGGAAUGAUUACUACGAGACUGCAAGUCACCUAUUCUCUGUAUACUUGUCUUUUGGGGAAAACAAUCACAUCAGCAACCUGUUUUCAGAAAAGGAUAAAAUGUUGCGCGUCUCGCUUUGAAAGUGAGUUAACAGGCGAUUUGUUGACAUUUUACAGCAAGACACUUAGUAAACAUUUCUUCAAGCAAUAAAUCGCUCGGAUUCAUACAAAUGGCAAAGCGAAGUACUUUAUUUAUCAGAAUCGUUGAAGCGAAGAAUUUACCGGUUAAAGACAUCACCGGAAGCAGUGAUCCAUACUGCAUUGUAAGGAUCGACAAUGAGGCCAUCAUAAGGACAGCAACAAUUUGGAAGACGCUGUCUCCCUUUUGGGGGGAGGAAUACAACGUCCACCUUCCCCCCUCUUUCCACACGGUUUCCUUCCACCUUCUGGAUGAGGAUUCUCUCAGCCGAGAUGAUGUCAUCGGAAAGGUGUCCAUUUCCAAGGAGGUUCUCACCGCCAAACCUCAAGGGAUAGAUGGGUGGGUGAAUCUGACGGAAAUUGACCCUGAUGAGGAGGUGCAGGGGGAGAUCCACCUCCAGAUCUCUGUGCAGGGGGACGGCGAUGUCCCCAGAGCUCUGCGCUGCCAUGUCUUUGAGGCCAGAGAUCUGGCCAAAAAGGACCGCAAUGGAGCAUCAGACCCCUUUGUCAGAGUACGCUACAACGGCAAAACUCAGGAGAGUGCGGUUGUAAAGAAGUCCUGCUAUCCUCGCUGGAACGAAAGCUUUGAGUUUGAACUGGACGAGCUGCCCAGCGACGCCCCUCUGACCGUGGAGGUGUGGGACUGGGACCUGGUCAGUAAAAACGACUUCCUGGGAAAGGUUUUGUUCAACAUCAACAGGCUGCAGUCGGAACAGCAGGAAGAGGGCUGGUUCCGCCUGGGCCCAGAGAAACCCAAACACAGCCAGUAUGAGGGCACCCUGGGAUCCCUGCGGCUGCAGCUCAGACUCCGCGACGAGACCGUUCUGCCAUCGGGCCACUACCGGCCGCUCGUGGAGCUGCUGUGCCAGUCCGUGGGCACCUGUCUCAACGGUAACUGGCCAGACCUAAUGAUGCUAAUUGACGAGACCACUACGGCCGAAAGCCGACAGGAGGUGGCCACGAACCUCGUCAAGCUCUUCCUGGGCCAGGGAUUGGUGAAGGAGUUCCUGGACGUCCUGUUCAAGCUGGAGCUGGACAAGACCAGUGAGCCCAACACUCUCUUCCGUAGCAACUCCCUGGCAUCCAAAUCCAUGGAGUCCUUUUUAAAGGUGGCAGGUAUGCAGUACCUUCACAGGCUUCUCGCUCCCACCAUUAACCGUAUCUUUGAGGAGAAGAAGUACGUUGAGCUGGACCCCAACAAGGUGGAGCUGAAGGAGGCAGGGUGCGCCGGGCUCCACCGGACGCAGACGGAGGCCGACGUGAUUCAGCAGAGCGCCUCGCACCUCCAGUCCUACCUCACCGAGCUGCUGCACGCCAUCACCCGGUCCGCCGCCUACUGCCCCGCGGCCCUGUGCCAGGCCUUCCGCCAGCUCUACCAGCGCGUCCAAGAGCGCUUCCCUGGCAAGGAGUACCGGAAGGUGAAGUUCAUCGCUGUGACCAGCUUCCUGUGUCUGCGCUUCAUCUCUCCGGCCAUCAUGUCUCCCAAGCUGUUCCACCUCAGAGAAAAGCAUGCCGACGCCCGCACCAGCCGCACCCUCCUGCUGCUGGCCAAGGCCAUCCAAACCAUUGGCAAUCUGGACACCCUGGCCUGCUGCUCCAAGGAGCCCUGGAUGGUGCCUCUGCAGCCCGUCAUCCUUCAGGGCAUCACCCAUCUGAAGGACUUCAUCACCAGGCUGGUCAGCUUCGAGGAUCAGGAAGACCUGGGCCUCCAGACACGGAUGAGCCUUCAGUGCGGCACUAUGGAGAAGGAAGGCUUCCUCUUGCUCCACAGGACCAAAGACAAGUGCAUGCUGAUGACCUCGCCCUUUAAGAAGUAUUAUGUCACCCUCAGCAAAGACACCCUGUCCUACGCUCGCACCCAGCACUCCAAGAAGAGCUCCUUCAUUUCACUACCGAAAAUCCGGGCGGUGGAGAAGGUUGAGGAGAAGAGCUUUGGGAGCGCCAACGUCAUGCAGAUCAUCUCCAGCGAGGACAGCGGGCAGAUGGAAACCCUCUAUUUGGAUUGCAAGAGUGUGAAUGAGCUGAACCAGUGGCUUUCAGCCUUAAGGAAAGCCUGCAGUCACAACACGGAAACCAUGAACUCCUAUCACCCAGGGGUUUACAAGGGAGACAAAUGGAGUUGCUGCCACCAAAAGGACAAAACCGAUGCAGGAUGUGACAAAACAAGGCAUGGAGUCACCCUGCAGGAAUGGUAUGACCCUCUGGACCCUGACUUGGAAUCCCAGCUCAUUUAUCGACAUCUACUGGGAGUCAGAACAGUGAUGAGGGACAAAUACUUAGAGAUGACCAAAGCUGAAGAAGGCAAUGGCAAAGAUUCAGUGGCAGGUCAGGAGAAGUUGGAUGGUAUCGCCAGGUUCUUCAAAGUCCUGCAGGACCUGCAAGAUGCCCAUAGUGCUGUGGAGGAGGCAGAGCGUUCUCAGAAUAAAAACUUCCUCCUGGAGCUCCAGACGUAAAAGACUGAGGGGCGCAUGUUCUCAAACUACUGCCAGCCUGACCCCACCCACACACCCUCCCAAACGUAGACACACACACACACACACAUACACACACACGCGCGCACACACACACCAGACCUGGGUCAAAUACGAAUUUGUUUUGGAUUCAAAUACUUUUCUACACUUUACUGAUCUUGUCUUGUGUAUUGGAACCAAUGAAAUACUCUCAAAAAGUGAAAACCCUGACUUCUGGUUAUAUUGGCUGGCUCAAUUACACCAGGCAAGAUCAAGAGAGCACAGAAAAGUAUUUGAAUCCAAAACAAAUACUUACUUGACCCAGGUCUGACACGCACACUUACAUCACACCGACAAUGCCUCCACAAAGCCCAGCCCUUCUUCUGAUGCUCAGUACUCACAGUUCACUGCAACGGUGCCACUUUGGGACCAGGCAAGCCAGCUAGCUCCUACAGUCUCUACAUCCAUUCUGUAUUACUGUGUUUGGCUUUGUGUGUAUGCCCAGUCGCUGCCCUGUGCGAGGUGAAGAUGUUCCUGUCUCGUUUUUGCCCAUAGGCAUCCCUUUAAUGAUAGCAACACAGCCUCCUUGACAAUAUAUUGUGUGUAGCUUUAUAAACUUUUAAUUCACAUAGGACCAAAACGAUCAAUUCUCACCAUGUUUACAUAAACUGAUUUUUCUAUUGUGCAGUGCCCAGUUACACACGUUCAGACAUUCUGGAAAGAGUUGUCAUUUUCCCUUUUCUCCCUUUUCUGGGAGAAAUGACCUCUUGAUGUGCGCAGUGAUCACAGGAAAUAGUCAGUUUCGCAUAUACAGCAGUAUUUACUCUUGUAACUUUAAUGGAAAGAGAUGAAAGAUUCCAGUGGAGAGUUAACUGAUGAUCUACAAAGUGGUUGACCUUCUUCUUGAGAAUACUAUGUGAUGGCAGCUGUGACAUGCAGUUUGGAGUGACCAAUCAUAUCCUAUGGACAUUUACAACUUGGUUGCUACGAAGGAACUUACCACAAAUAGUAGCCCUGACUGGGAGUGAUCACCUGUAAGAAAUAGCUGUCCGAUUAACCUUUUUUAAAUUUUUAAAAACGUUUACACAAUUAAUUUCUGAUGAAAUUUCGAUUCAGUUUAUCUGUUCCUUGUUGUCAUUACUUAUUCUUGGGAGAUAUUUUUUACUUUUCAAAGGUAUUGGUAAUUUCUGGCAUUUGCACAAACAGACGCACUUUCUAUAAAAGACAGCGUGUAAAAAUCUUAAAUGGCACCUAGGACUGUAUGAAAUAAGUAUAGAAUUCCUUACUGUUCUUAACAUGUCUACCAAAUUAUUUAAUGUGUCAAACCACACAAAAAAAUAUUUUUAAAUGAACCUCAGGGGAAGACUUUGGUCAGAUACUCCAGGCAUGCAGAGACAAGUCAGUGGCCUUUUUAAGGUCGAUUCAUAAAUGCUUGUUCUAUCAGCCAAUUGCCUCCUCUCUUCUUUAUUUUUCACCCUAGAUGCCUUUUGGGUAAGUAUUGUAGCAUUUACGGGUGGUAAGGUCAGAUCAUGUUCAUUGUAAAUUUGCAACAGGAGCAAUUCAGCCAGAUUGGACAGACAAGAAAGAUCAUAAUGCCGCUGUUUGAAAUAGGAUGUGUGAGAAGGGGCGGGUCAACCAGGAAAACCCAAAUGAAUUAUGACCUUUCUUGUGAAUUAUGAAUUAACUAUGUUGAAUUCUCCAUAAUGCUGUUGCCAUGUAUUGUCUGUAUUGUCCAGUGUUUAUGUCUGUCUUAUUAUGUGGUAUGUACUGUCUACAGAAUAUUUAUGUUUGUUAGACUUGUGCUUUUUUAUAUUACACGGCUAUUGUAAUUGCCAGAUGAAUGUAACAUUGUAAGCCUAUUAAAUUCAGAAAUACAAUGAUUAUUUAUCGUGAACUAUUUAUAUCUAGAAUUUUAUAUUAUAAAAAUUAAUAUCAUAUUAAGGAAUAUAUUAUUAUUACCAGACAGUCAAUAUUGUUUAUGAAUGAUCACCUUAGUUUUACAUUUUCUUUAUUGUUUCUAAGUUCCCCAGCUGUGAAGUGCGGUUUUUUGGUCUCUGAGAAGAAGUCAACUGACAUGUACACAUGACACAUAGAUUAUAUAAACUACUAAUUCUCUCACAAGGGAUAUGUUACAUGUUUGUUGCUAUAAUGUAAGCACAAUAUCAGGACAAGCAACUGGUCAGGCUAAUAGUCCUCUGCCAGUUCUCUGUAGUACUGCAACACUGGUAUAUUUAUAUAUUUCUUGUUCAUGUCUAGCACAACUUUGGGAAACCAACCUCUUCUCAUUGUCAGAAAUAUUUGAUCGAACUUUAAUUAGAAUGUCCAAAUAUCCGCUGUGUAACGGAAUAAUGUUUGAUGUAAUGUAAAAUGUCCCGUGUUAAUUCAACUCUAACAGUCAUAGUGGGACCAAAUGUUAGAGCUGAAUUAACGCUAGACAUUUUACUGUGUAAAUACUCUUUAAGUACACGUUGUGACUAAACUUGGAACUGUGGCAUAAAUUGCAUGUUAGGAAAAUGGUUGGCCCCCACCACUCUCCGAUCCGCAGUAGUACUCCCAGCUUUUGUACUAAUUCAGGUUAUGGAAUUUUUAUGGUAUUAGAAUAUAUGUCUUUUUAUACAGUGCCAUGAAAUAAUAUUUGCCCCCUAA
This is a messenger RNA of Anguilla rostrata (American eel), 5329 nucleotides long. It is a transcript of the gene rasa4, whose product is annotated as RAS p21 protein activator 4. The record is from RefSeq and is a predicted model, not a curated record. The coding region runs from base 266 to 2686 and encodes 806 amino acids. Gene Ontology annotation, biological process: regulation of GTPase activity; intracellular signal transduction. NCBI's taxonomy places the organism in Eukaryota, Metazoa, Chordata, Actinopteri, Anguilliformes, Anguillidae. The transcript is spliced from 21 exons.